Molecule: messenger RNA, 243 nt
Organism: Aureobasidium uvarum
Lineage: Eukaryota; Fungi; Ascomycota; Dothideomycetes; Dothideales; Saccotheciaceae
Source: the annotation of a GenBank genome assembly
AUGAGUUCUCCUCCUCGCGGCCAGUCAGAAUCAUCGGCAUCACAACAAACUCCAAUCUAUGCACCGGCUGCAGACGAUGAUUGGGAAGACGAUGACGACAUGGACUUCGAGGACGACGAUGGCACCGAAUAUGCAACUGGGGACGAGAUCUACUUUGCUGGCUCAGACGACAUAGAGGAGACCGAGUUCUAUGGUAUGAAUCCCUCUGGCAGCCCAGAACUUGAGGGUUGUGGCAAAAGCUAA